AUGGCCUCGACGUGCGCCUUUCUCGCAGCGCUGUUGGCGCUGCCGAUCCUGUGGCUGGUCUGCAUCCCACUAAUACUAUCGGCCUGGCUAACCGUCUCCUUGGCCCUGAUCACCUUACUCGUGCGAUUUUCCGUGGUCUACCUUGAGGUUGGGUAUGGCCUGGUCGCCAGUUUCUUUACGCUUCCGACUUCAAGUUCGUCGUUUUUGACAUUCGCUGCAUCGGAGCCUUCUACCCCCGCUGCUGGGAACUCACGGCCCACCUCGGCGUAUGGUCUGAUCCAAGCUCGCCUGAACAACGAUGAUCCCCUCGCAUCCUGGACGCUCACAGGUGUCUCUGAUGACCCGUCAAAGCACCGAAAGAAGUCCUACGCAAGGAGCAUGACUGAGGCGCACAACUUGCCUGCCACACCUUUCAUGAACCUUCCUGUCGGUGGCGAUGAGAGACGGGACUUUGAAGGUGUGGGGGGUUGGCGUUCAUAUCGAAAUGCACAGCCUGCUUCGAGACCCCGUACAUCCCAUUCUGCCCAAGAAAAGCCUUUCAGCUCUCCGUCCUCUUCAUCUGCACAGAGCGUCAGCGGCGAAGUCGACCCCGAAGGUGAUCUCGAUGCCGACGAGCUUGCCUGGCUGUCAUUGAACCAUCGCCUGGAACUACCUUCACAAGUCGUGACCCUAGGAGCUGGAUCAAAUACAGCAUCUUCUGUAAAUACCCCACCUAACAUGGAUUACAUUGAUACCCGCAAUGGAGGUAGCUUCCAUGCCUUCGCAUCAACGACUUCCCCUCGCUUUCAUCACACUCAACACCGUGGAGACCAAAGACAUCACCACCGCUCCCACACCACCUCAGCGCUUACAACCUUCGACCGCCGUACAGGAAGUGGUCUAUCUCUCGCACUCUCUACUCGGCCAGACCACACGGCUCGCGCCGUGUCACCUUCGGCAUCAAGAGUUGCACCGUUCAUGACACCACAACCAUACUCGCCAAUGCAGACCCGACCUUCCACCCACAAUCUAGCGAACAGUAGUGUGUCUCAAACAAACACAUAUCUCUCAAGCUCUGGGGACGGCUUUAGCUCUGGGUUCCUCGGGAGUAGCGGCGGGAGCUUCGGAUCUGGAAGUGGUGGUUACUUCACCCUGCAACGGCCUGGAACCGGGGGAUCUUACAUUGCCCCGCUCUCGGCACAGGAUACACCUUACGCGAGUGGGUAUACAACCCCGGGCACGGGUGUAUCGAAUGAGGACCGAGAUGCGUCGUCUCUGGGGUUUACGCGACUGAUGGCUCAUUAUCCUACCAGCGUGAGACACCGGAGACGAAGUAUUGCAGGUCCUCAUUCAAGGGUAGGCACCAUUGGCGAACAAAUCGGAUGA
Molecule: messenger RNA, 1365 nt
Organism: Penicillium canariense
Lineage: Eukaryota; Fungi; Ascomycota; Eurotiomycetes; Eurotiales; Aspergillaceae
Exons: 1
Coding region: 1-1365 (454 amino acids)
Source: RefSeq, a predicted model, not a curated record